UUUAGGGUAUGAAUGCAAAAUUUAAAAAAAAGAAAUAUUUAUUCAAAGUUUGAAAAAACGAUUUUUAUCGCGUUUAAUACUUUCUCAUUGUACAUAAAUGUACUAAAAUUGAAGCUUGAACAGUAAAUCUAGCUCCACAAUUUUUACUUAUUUAUUUUGUUUAGUUAUUCAUUAGUUAUAGUAGAGUAAUUAUUAUUUUUUUAUUCAUUUAUUUAUUCUUCGAUAUGCAAAUAGUUUUUCGAAUUUAAUAAGAAUUUACUGAAAAAAUAAGGGAGUAAAAUUUUUUGAAGCAAAAUUUACUUUGAUUUGUGCUGAUGUCUUUUCAAGGGAGGACUUUUCCUCUAUAUUUUAUAAGAACAUCCAUGUGUCCUAAAAUAAAAGGUGUUUUGAAAUAUUUCUUGGUAACAGCUUGCAGACAUAAGUCAUUCUUAAAAAGUACUAAAAACAGUAAAAUCAUUUCGAAUGAAGAAAAAAAUUUGAAUCACCAACCAAGCUUGUUUCUUGAUGACCUCAAUUCUGCUGACUUAUCUGUGGUCGCUGAAAGGUUUAAACUUAAGGGUUUGAAUGUAGAUUAUUUUUAUAAAUAUGGUGUCAAAGCUACAGCUGACCUAUUUUCUUUGUUAUUUCCAUUUGAUUCAAUGGAUAGAGAGUUUUCUGCCAUCCAAAGUUUGAGCUAUAAAAAAGAGACAAAGAUCACAACCUUUAAAUAUUCAGAUAUGUACCUUUUUGGUUGGUCAUCUGUGAGUGCGGUGGAAAAGGAAAUUGUGAUUGUGUCCGAUCCUCUGGACGUCAUUGCCGUCCAUCAAGAAACAGACAAACCGGCUGUUUCUUUGUCAUGCGACCUUCUUCAUCUCUCUCCGCAGCUCAUCACGUCUUUUAAAUCUUUUCAAAAAGUUAUUUUGUGGUUGAAUAGUGAACAACUGUGCCCUGAUGUUUUAAGUUUUGUUGCACAAUCACUUGGAAAAAACAUUUUUUUAAUAAGGCCUCAAGAUUAUUCUAAUGCCCUGUCAUGCCUUCAGUCUGGACUGAAAAUUAAGCAAAUCUUGAGAAAUGCUGAGGGCAUCUAUCAUGAAGGUGUGGAUUCACUGAGUCCUUACAGAAUGGUUUUGCUAGACCGGUUCAAAAACAGUGAAAAACAUUCUGGUCUUAAGUGGAAAAGAUUUUCUGCUUUGAAUGAAAUACUGAAAGGACAUCGAAAAGGAGAGCUGACAGUAUUUUCUGGUCAAACAGGUACUGGAAAAACUACUUUUGUCAGCGAAUACAGUCUUGAUUUGUGUGUUCAAGGACUUCCAACUUUGUGGGCAAGUUUUGAAAUAUCAAAUGAACGAUUGCUGGAAAUUAUGUUUUGUCAAUAUGCUCAGUGUUCAUUUAUUGAAAAUACAGAAGAAUUUCAUCAGUGGUUUGAUAAAUUUGAGAAACUUCCAAUGUAUGUUCUUAACAUUCGAGGACGCCAAAGUGUGAAGGAAAUGUUUCAGGCUAUGAGGUUAUAUGUCCGAGUUUAUAAUGUCAGCCAUAUUGUUGUUGAUAACUUACAAUUUAUGAUGAAUAUUGAAAACUUGAAUUCUUCAAUGGAUCAGCUGCGAAAACAGGACGAAAUAUUUGGAGCUUUCAGAGGAUUUGCAACUCAGUUCCAUUGUCACGUCACUCUCGUCAUUCAUCCUCGAAAGGAACCAGAAUUUACAGAAUUGAAUAAUGCAUCUAUAUCUGGAACUUCAAAAGCCACUCAGGAAGCAGAUAAUAUUUUGAUAUUACAGAACACGAAAACUCGUCAGUACAUACACAUAACUAAAAACAGAUUUUGUGGAGCUAAAGGAUGUGUGAUGGUGGAGUUUAAUAAGAACAAUUACACUUUUAAGCAAAGUAAAAUGAAUACCGCAUCAUCGAGUGAUGGAGCGACUGGAAGAAAAGUGUUAUGACAGUGGAACUUUCUCAUCAAGUCAUUAUUAAUCAAAUCAUCUUAUCAAAUAUUGUUUCAUAAAUCAUUUUAAUAAAAAAGGAUGUUUCCCUCAUUUUUUCUUAGUUUGAUAAGACAUCUAUUUCUGAAGAAUCUUUUAUCUUUUUUGAAAGAGAAUUUAUUCCCUUUAUUGAUGACAUUGAAGCUAACUUUGAAUGUGCACUUUGGUUAAGUGAUUACGUGACUUACACUGAUUACGUGAGUGCUCUACGGAUUCCUUGUAGAAAGGUCGUUAUAUGAAAAAAAUAAGUUUUGUAUUGAAGCGGAUGAGAAUGACACAAUUAAUGAAGGCAACGAUGCAAACAAGUCAGAUGAAAAUGUCAAGAUAUUGCCUGAUGAGAGAUAGAAGAAUACGACUUUUGACCACAGAUUCUGUAUUGUGAAAUAUUUAUGUAAAAAAGAUAUUUAUUAAAUUUUUGAUUUCUUUUUCACUUGAAUUAAAGUGACUUUCUAUUAA
Parasteatoda tepidariorum (common house spider) is the source of this 2411-nucleotide messenger RNA. The record is from RefSeq and is a predicted model, not a curated record. Lineage: Eukaryota; Metazoa; Arthropoda; Arachnida; Araneae; Theridiidae.